AUGAGAGUAAAGAGGCAUGGGUGGAAUUUGAAAGGAAGAUCAACCUGGUCGUGGCAGCGUCUUUCGGCGGAGCGUGGAGGCGCGUCUGACGCUGAAUGGCGGCGGUUCUGGUUGCGUUGGAAUCACGACGACAAAACGAAUAAGAUGGUUAUGGGGUUGACAAACCAAAGCAUCGAAAACGGAACGAAAAAGAGGCCAAAGAACAUUGCCAGAAGGAAAAAACAAUGGGGCUAUGAAAAAAAAGGACCUAAGCUCUUGAUACCAUGUUUUAUAGGAGUUUGCGGCUUCGAAUAUGAUCAUGUGAAUGAGGAGUGCAACAUAUAUGGUGAUGGUAAAGGGGUAUUUGUGACUGGCACUGCACUCUUAAACUGGAUUCGUCUGCAUGGCACUCUGGAUUUCUCGGUUCUUUUCCUUGACUUGGUGAAGGAGACUUUUACUGAGUUUUCAAUGCCCCUCAAGGAUCCAGAUAAUAAAAUCUUCGUAUUCUCACAGUUAUGUGUCCUGAAGAACUGCCUUGCAUUUUGUUUCAGUCGUGAGAAAACUCAUUGGUUUGUGUGGCUGCUGAAGAAGUAUGGAGUGCCUCAAUGUUGGACUAGAUUGGCCACAAUCCACUGCCACUCACUACGUAUUGGUUCUGAGUUACAGCCAUUGUAUAUUCGAAAAAAUACACUUCUUAUGGAGGUUGCAUCAACUUUAAAGAUAGUUCUGUGUAACUUAGAUGAUGGCGGCUUAGAAUUUCCUCUAGUGGAACCUACUUCUUUAGAUGUCUCAAUGGGAUUGUAG
Arachis stenosperma is the source of this 783-nucleotide messenger RNA. RefSeq lists its product as uncharacterized. The transcript has 3 exons. NCBI's taxonomy places the organism in Eukaryota, Viridiplantae, Streptophyta, Magnoliopsida, Fabales, Fabaceae. The coding region runs from base 1 to 783 and encodes 260 amino acids. The record is from RefSeq and is a predicted model, not a curated record.